Capronia epimyces CBS 606.96 is the source of this 1143-nucleotide messenger RNA. RefSeq lists its product as uncharacterized. The record is from RefSeq and is a predicted model, not a curated record. Bases 1 to 1143 code for a protein of 380 amino acids. Gene Ontology annotation, biological process: intracellular protein localization. The transcript is spliced from 3 exons. Lineage: Eukaryota; Fungi; Ascomycota; Eurotiomycetes; Chaetothyriales; Herpotrichiellaceae. Gene Ontology annotation, cellular component: plasma membrane.
AUGGCGCACCACACACACCCAGACCAUGAGCUAGAACAGCGCAACCGGUUGCCGACGUUGAUGGAAGUUUUGGGGAGAAGAACGCUGGCGCCGGUAGACCUGUUUUCGUUCUAUAUCUACAUGCGCGAUCAACAGCGCUCGGUGGACUACUUGGAUUUCUGGCUAGAUGUGUCCCAGCAUAUGUCCUUAUGCCGGCAUUAUGUUCGCGAACUGCGACGCUCUAUGCUUGUCGAUACCCCGGAGAUGGAGAAAGCCACAAGUAAAAGGUCUUCCGCAAUGCUGGAAGGAUUCGACCUGGGCGAAGGGAUCGACACGAGAAAGAGUGGUCAGGAGUCAAGAGUCUCGGCAAUCUUGAGAUCAGACAAUGGAGCAGCUCGCAAACCUAGCAGCAGAGAAGGAGGUGUCGACCAUUCUCCUUCACAUAGCAUGGGCUCUGCGCAUUCACGAACAUUUGGUCGUCCGUCAGGAGAUAGACCUUCGCCAUCCGAACAACUGCCCCAGCCCAGCUAUUCGAGUCCGGAAGUGCGCACCGAUUCAAACUCGCCUGGUCACAGUGUUGCUAGGGCCGACAUCAAAGCUAGUGCAGAGAAGAUCCUCUACACUUUUAUUCUCCCGGGCUCGGAGCGAGAAAUUGUGUUGCCAGAUAGUAUGGUUAACAGGAUAAUCCGUGCAAUCGAGGAGGAGGGGCGCGACGACCCCGAAGUCUUCGACGAUGCAAAAGACUACGUCUUCCAAGCCAUGGAGAGGGAUGCAUUCCCGGGUUUCCUCCAGGCCAAAGCGUUGGGCAACCUAGUUCCUCUGAGCGUUUUGAUAAGGCUGAUCAUCGGCCUUGCGAGUCUAAUGGCCGGCUUCUGGGGUGGGUAUUACAUGAUUUUGAGGGACGAAUCCAGAAGCAUCCGGUGUUGGGUCAUUCUCCCAUUCACCAUCGGCGCCUACUUCCUCGUGUCAUACCAGUACAAACUGGACAUCAUCGCCGCCUACCUGGGGUUCAGCGAGUACACAUGGAUGAACUGGUCGAGGGUGCGGGAGCCGUUCGUUCGCAGACUGCUGCUGACUCGCGCAACCAUGGCGCUACUCAUGUUCGCCGCGGUCGCCGUUGCGCUCAGCGUGUUAUUCAUCUUCGUGCCGGGCACGAGGUUCUGA